Messenger RNA from Microdochium trichocladiopsis, 1407 nucleotides. Its product is annotated as methyltransferase type 11. The record is from RefSeq and is a predicted model, not a curated record. The transcript has 3 exons. The coding region runs from base 309 to 1160 and encodes 283 amino acids. NCBI's taxonomy places the organism in Eukaryota, Fungi, Ascomycota, Sordariomycetes, Xylariales, Microdochiaceae.
GGUCUUGGUACGACCCCGGCGUGAGUCACUGGCCGAGCCUGGCCCCAUCUGCUCAGAGCCAAAGACUGAGAUUCCGACGGAAACGGUCGCAUUCGGCGUCUCCAUAAUCCAGGGGUCCCGACGAGGUCCCCGAGGUCCUGGACCAUGUAUCGGCAGGUAUAUCAGUGAGCCUCGAGUCUCCUUCUCGUGCACAUCGGACCUUCACCUUUUCCCUCCGUCCAUCCACCCUACUCCAGCCCCCCAGCAAGCACAUUCUACCAGACGCAAGUAACGCCAUCCUCUCCGCCAUCCACCCUGCAAAACCAACAAUGGCAGCCCCCGACGCCCAUACCCACUCCAUGUUCUCCUGGCAGGCCAACGCCGAGUGCUGGGACCAGAGCGUCGGCCAGGACGGCAACGCCUACUGGCGGCUCCUCCAGGUGCCCGCCCUGGAGCGCAUGAUCCCGGUGCCGGGCAAGGACGCUCGCGCUCUGGACCUCGCGGGCGGCAACGGCCUCGUGGGGCGCUGGCUCGCGGGCCGCGGCGGACUGUCGUUGUUGGUGAGCACGGACGGUAGCGAGGAGAUGGUGAAGCAUGCGCAGAAGAGGUUCAAUGGUGGUGAGGGCUUGCAGGCGGUGUUUCGAAAGGUCGACGUCACAAGCGAUCAGGAACUAGGGGACCUGGUCACAGAGUACGGGCCGAAAGAGGACGACCCUGACUCUGGGUUUGACAUCAUCACCAUCAAUAUGGCACUCAUGGAUAUUUCGGAUCUCAAUCCCAUGGCCAAAGUGCUACCGAAAUUGCUCAAAAAGGACGGCAUCUUCGUCGCAACCCUCCUGCACCCCGUCUUCUUCACCUCCGGCGCGGACCGGCACGUCCAGAUUGUCGAGCAGAACGAGCACAUGGGUCCCCACGUCGUGCGCUCCAAGGUCAUCACAAAGUACCUGGACGUCCCGCCGUGGCGCGGCGUCUUCGAGUACGGCCAGCCCGAGCAGCAGUACUACUUCCACCGACCCUUGCACGAGCUCUUUGCGGCUUUCUUCAAGGUCGGCCUCGCCAUGGACGCCCUGGAGGAGCCGGCCUUCACCAAGGACCAGGGCGUUCCGGACAGGGUCGAGUCGCACCGCAACUUUGACCAGUUGCCUGCCAUUCUGGCUUUCCGGAUGAGGCGCUUUGCAUGAGACAUCUCUUGCCUGGGCAGUUUCGCGGCAUCGGGUGAGGGAACUGAUCCGAUGUCGUCAAGACCAGCGGGAAUGUGUUUAUGAAUGAUUGAUGAGAGAGAUGAUGAUUAGUACUCGUGAGGCUGCUUGGUAUGAAGGGGGACGGUCGGGUUGUCAGAAUGUGCAAAAUAGACCGCGUGAGAGCGAUGGAAAUUCAAGACGGUGCAUUUUGAUAGGACACGGAAUCGCAUUGCUAUUGGACUGUCUA